UUCGAACCGUAGGCCUACACUGGUACAUUCUCCGCUGUAGGAAAACCCUAGAUGCCUCUGAUCUGAUCCCGAUCCCUUCGCUCCCCUCCCAGCCUUUGGAAGCUUCCUCCGCGGUGGUGCUGGAUUGUAGCAUAUAUGUAAUCGGUGGGUUAAUAAAGGGAGAGCAGCGCACUUCAGAUGUCUGA
Eruca vesicaria subsp. sativa (arugula) is the source of this 185-nucleotide messenger RNA. Lineage: Eukaryota; Viridiplantae; Streptophyta; Magnoliopsida; Brassicales; Brassicaceae. The record is from the annotation of a GenBank genome assembly.